AGACAGAAAAAAACUUAAGUGAAUUUCAUAUUGAAAUGGAGUGGAAAAGCUAAAUAAAACGAUUUCAUCAGAACGAUUUAAACGGAAAUUUGCAACAUCACACAUUUGACGUCAUAAUAUGGUCAAAUAUAUAAUUCAACAGUAUGCAAUGUAACUAAAAGAAUGAAAUUUAUUCUUCGAAACUUAGAAGUUACUUAUUAUAAUGUCGAUUGAUUUUACUCUAAAGAUUAAUAAUUUCUUUAGAUUGGUAUGCGUGAGUUGAAAGAAUCAGAAAAAGUGCAAAAAUAUUUCAACAGGAAACCGCAACCAACUGGUAUGAGACGAGAAAGAAAUCAUUAAUCUUCUUUAAUCUUUGUAUGAGUGAAAACCUU
Messenger RNA from Clunio marinus, 371 nucleotides. The record is from the annotation of a GenBank genome assembly. NCBI's taxonomy places the organism in Eukaryota, Metazoa, Arthropoda, Insecta, Diptera, Chironomidae.